This is a messenger RNA of Dentiscutata erythropus, 1785 nucleotides long. The record is from the annotation of a GenBank genome assembly. NCBI's taxonomy places the organism in Eukaryota, Fungi, Glomeromycota, Glomeromycetes, Diversisporales, Gigasporaceae.
AUGAGUCAUUGGCAACAAACUUUUAAUUCUCAGUUUGUUGACUCUUUUGACCGACCUUGUUAUGAUUUGGAAAUUUUAAAUAGUACUUCUUUUAAAUUUGCUCGACCGGAAACGCCAAUUAAUUCUCAUACUUCCGCUAAAAUUUCUGCUAGAGAAAAAUUAAGAAAUUUGUUACCUCUUAUUAACACUGAUACCUCUCGAUCUUCUACUCGCGAUAGACAAUUACCGAAAGAUCAUUUGACUCAUUCUCAAAAUUAUCAAAAUUACCUUUUGGAUACCACUCGUCCUACUGAACGCUCCAUAAAAUUUAUCGCUGACUCUGACCAUGAUUUAUCUAAUAAAAAUGAUAAAUCUGAUCAGAGAAAAUCUAUUUCGAAAGGCUUAAAAUCUCGUCGUCGUGCUACUAUUCCUUCUCGUGGAAUGUCUUUUCCUGUUACUAGUUCUACUUCCUUCAAUUACGAUCAAAUCUAUAAUAAUCAAAAUAUCUCGGUUUUAUCGAAUGAUCCAAUUGCUGGAAAUUCCUCCGAUAUGACUUCAUUUACCUCUCCUUGUGAUCCUCCUCCUUUAUCUCCUUGUUCUUCAACUUCGUCUAUUAGCUCUUCCAUUGGUACUCCAACUCCCGCUCAAUCAAUUCAAAGUCACAGGUAUUCUACUGGAAAACAAAUUCCAAGUUCUUCGCAACAUUAUAAUUUACAAUUUCCUUCCUUCGGUUCAUCUGUUUCUCAAUUGGAGUCCUCCCCCCUUGCUAUAAGACCUAAAUUAAACGUUAUUACAGAAAAUCCUUAUCAGAAUGAAACUCGUUUCCUUUCUUUACCUGAUAUGGUUAAUGCUUCUUCUUAUGAAAAUCUUCCUUGGUCUCCUGCUGUUAACUUUUUGGCUAAUUUGGCUCAAGCUACUAUUUCUAAACCAAAUCCUGAUGAUGAAGGUCAACAAAUUGGUGAUUAUAUUAUCGGUAAAGUAAUUGGUAGAGGUGGUUUCUCUACUGUAAAAGAAGCUAUUAGAAUGGGAAUGAAUGAUUAUUCCGGUAUGGAAAAAGUCGCUGUUAAGAUCAUACAAAAAAAUCAAGAUUCUGAUUACAAUGACCGUAUUCAGGCUCUCCUCGAAAGAGAAAUUUGUAUUUGGAAAGCACUUGAUCAUCCAAAUAUAGUUCAAAUGGUUAGUUCCCAAGAGGAUGAUUAUGCUACUUAUGUAUUUUCCGAAUAUUGUCCUGGUGGCACUCUUUUAGACUAUGUAAAGAAAAAUAGUAAGGGUGAAGGUAAAGGAUUGGAUGAAGAUGAAGCCCGUAAUAUAUUUUUAGAAAUUGCUGAAGCUGUAAGAUAUCUACAUGAUGAUAUGAGACUGGUUCAUAAAGAUAUCAAAUUAGAUAAUAUUUUAUUAGAUAAAGAUGAUACUUGGAAGUUAUGUGACUUUGGUUUAACUGAAUUCCAAAAUGAUGCGAAUGGUUUCGCAAACCUCCCUUCAUGUGAUGAAGAAGCUGGUGGUUCUCUUGCUUAUUGUGCUCCUGAACAAGCUCGCAGUAAAAUUCCCCUAAAGGAUCCUGCUGCUGAUAUAUGGAGCUUAGGUGUUGUACUAUAUGCCCUGGUGGUAAACCAUUUACCUUUUAUGGAUGAUUUCGCUCCACGUCUCCAACUUAAAAUCUUGAAUGGACGUUAUGAUGAAUCAGCUCUUAUAACUGCUGGUAUUAGUGAUGAUUUACGAGAUUUGUUGAAAUUAAUAUUUAAAACAAAUCCUGCUCAAAGAUUAACAAUCAGUCAAGUUCUGGAGCAUCGAUGGUGCGUGCAGUAA